AUGGCAGCCACGGCGGAACAAGGCCGAGUCCCCUACGGAGAAUCCUCUCGCCAGUACCGUCGCACCGUUUACACACACGACGAUUGGAUUGCUCAUCGAAAUUCGGAACAGCGUGUAUACGAAAAUCUACAAGGCAUCUUCUUUUCCGGCAUUGUCCGUCAACUCAAAUCGGAGGUUUCGCUGGUGGCACUGAUGGCAACGCUUGUCGUUUUGUGGAACGGAUUGGCCGUGCCAUUCCUGCAAAGCUCCACAGUUUGGACUACAAGUGUACCCAUGCUCAUGGUACCGGCCCUCCCCUUUACCUUGUCGAGUCCGGCACUCGGCUUGUUACUAGUUUUUAAGACCAACACAUCGUACGCUCGUUGGUAUGAAGCCCGAGGAACUUGGUCCAAACUUACGUCGCAGUCACUGAACUUGGUUCGCAUGGCUAGCACAUUUUGUGACAUGGCGGAUCCCGUGACACAAACCAAGGUACAGCGACUCGCAACAGCGGCCUGGCUUGUGUGUCGGUCCGUCAUGAAUGAACUAUGGGGCGUCGCUAGCGAUGAAGGCGCCUAUCGAAAAGAUGUUGAACAAGCUUUUGCUAGCGAUUCAAGACUAGCUCAGCGGUUUGUGGAUGCCGGUCCCAAUCGAGUAACCAUCGCAUUAGCCGAAGCUUCGCUGGCGUUGGACGCCAUCCCGAUUGACGAAAAACGACGAGUGGAAAUGGACAAAUCCUUGGUGUUGAUGGGGGAUGGCAUUAGUGUUUGUCAGCGUGUUUUUGCUAGUCCGGUACCCCUAGUGUAUACACGGCACACGAGCCGUUUCUUGUCGCUGUGGAUGUUGCUGCUUCCUGGAGCCUUGUACGAAACUUUCGCGAGCUCUUCGUGGAUACCCGUGUUGCCGGGGCUAGGUCUGAUACCGGCCGUGUCGGUAGUCGCGUUGUUUCUGUUUGGCAUUGAAGAAUUGGCCAUUCAGUUGGAGGAACCCUUUUCUAUUCUUCCUUUGGACCGCAUUGUAGAGGGUGUCCGACGAGACAUGCAGAGUGUAACGGACUGGUGCAUUGCGCGGAGUACGGAUUUGUCUGACAAUGAAGACGUGGAAGCAUCCUUCGCUACCAACUCUGCAAAAGAAUUUUCCGCUGGAACAAAGUUUAGCAACUAA
Molecule: messenger RNA, 1143 nt
Organism: Phaeodactylum tricornutum CCAP 1055/1
Lineage: Eukaryota; Bacillariophyta; Bacillariophyceae; Surirellales; Neidiaceae
Exons: 1
Coding region: 1-1143 (380 amino acids)
Molecular function (GO): chloride channel activity
Source: RefSeq, a predicted model, not a curated record